Molecule: messenger RNA, 2760 nt
Organism: Linum tenue
Lineage: Eukaryota; Viridiplantae; Streptophyta; Magnoliopsida; Malpighiales; Linaceae
Source: the annotation of a GenBank genome assembly
GUAACGGGAAGAUAGGCAGAAAUGGCGAAAAACAAAGAUGAAAUUGUAGAGACCAACAAACAAAUCAUUACUACGGAAAGUCCACCAUACACAUGGCUCCUAGUCCUAUGUACUCUGCCAUCAAUUAAUUUCUUGCUCUCUCUCGCCCAAACAAGCCACCAAUGCUGCCAUUAAAAUAAGAUGCAGAAAAGCCUAUAAGUACUGAAGAAACUGAGAACAGAAGCGGAAGAAAUAUCUCACAGAAGUUCUACUGCAGAGCAGCAGCAAGCAAGGAAGCAAGCAGCAAGCAGCUUCACCUUCCCCGUCCCAAGGAGGAAGAAGAAGACACAGUGAAUCACACUCUCCAAUGUAAACUCAUAACGCCUUCUUCUCCAUUGCUAUCCUCUCUCUCUCUCUCUCUCUGUCUGUGCUUCCCCUGCUAAAGUUACCAAUCUAGAAAGUAGCUUUCUUUUACUCUGUUCCAUUGCUUACGCUCUUCCCUUGCUGUACUCUGUUUCACUCUGUUCUCUAAUUGGGGGUCCUCUGUUUUCAAGCAUCCAGAUAAUUUUUCAGCGAAGCGAGGUAGAUCUACAUUUCUGGACGAAAUGGGGAGGCAAUGGGUUUCCACUUGUUCCAUUCUUCUUCUUCUAGCACUAGUAUUCUGCAGCUCAUUCGCAUCAGCCGCAAAACCUCCUUACUUGAAGUACAAAGACCCGAAGCAGCCCAUUGGAGCCAGAGUCAAAGACCUGGUCAAGAGAAUGACCCUGGAAGAGAAAAUCGGCCAGAUGGUUCAGAUUGAUCUCACCGUCGCUUCCUCUUCUGUAUUGAAGAAGUACUUCCUAGGGAGUGUACUGAGUGGUGGAGGCAGCGUUCCAUCCCCAAAAGCUUCAGCUGCAGCCUGGGUCAAUACUGUAAAUGGACUACAGAAGGGAGCUCUAUCCACCCGCUUGGGAAUCCCCAUGAUCUACGGGAUCGAUGCUGUUCAUGGCCACAACAAUGUCUACAACGCCACCAUUUUCCCUCACAAUGUUGGACUCGGCGUCACAAGGGAUCCCCAGCUCGUGAAAAAGAUUGGAGCUGCAACCGCCAUGGAAGUCAGAGCAACUGGGAUACCAUAUGUGUUUGCUCCAUGCAUUGCUGUAUGCAGAGAUCCAAGAUGGGGUCGGUGCUACGAGAGCUACAGUGAGGAUCACACCAUCGUCCAGAAGAUGACAGAGAUCAUACCUGGUUUACAAGGAGAUCUCCCUGCAAAUUCCAGAAAGGGUGUUCCCUUUGUUGAUAAUGGAGGGACCAAGGUUGCAGCUUGUGCCAAGCAUUACUUGGGAGACGGUGGCACGACCAAGGGCAUCAACGAGAACAACACGGUCAUCUCCCAGAAUGGACUGAUGAGCAUCCACAUGCCUGCAUAUUACAACUCCGUCAGCAAAGGCGUGGCCACGGUCAUGGUUUCGUACUCGAGCUGGAACGGGAAGAAGAUGCACGCGAAUCGCGAGCUCAUCACAGGGUACCUCAAGAACAAGCUCAAGUUCAGGGGAUUCGUGAUUUCGGACUGGCAAGGAAUCGACAGGAUCACUUCUCCACCACAUACCAAUUACAGCACUUCCAUUACUGCAGGAGUUGGCGCUGGAAUCGACAUGAUCAUGGUUGCCUACAACUAUACAGAGUUGAUUACUAACAUGAUCUACCAAGUGAAGAACAAGAUCAUUCCUGUAAGCAGGAUUGAUGAUGCUGUGAUGAGGAUCCUGCGAGUCAAGUUCGUCAUGGGACUCUUCGAGAAGCCACUAGCUGAUCUCAGUAUGGUUCAUGAGCUUGGGAAACAGGAGCAUAGAGAUUUAGCUAGGGAAGCUGUGAGGAAGUCACUUGUGCUGUUAAAGAAUGGCAAAUCUGCUGACAAGCCAUUGUUGCCCCUUCCCAAGAAAGCACCCAAGAUCCUUGUUGCUGGAAGCCAUGCUGAUAACUUGGGGAAUCAAUGUGGAGGAUGGACCAUAACAUGGCAAGGCCAAACCGGAAAUGAUCUGACAUCUGGCACCACGAUCCUGAAAGCAGUGAAGGCCGCAGUUGCUCCCUCCACUCAAGUCGUCUACAGCGAGAAGCCGGACCCCAAUUUCGUGAAAUCGGGCAAGUUCUCCUACGCCAUCGUGGUCGUGGGCGAGCCACCAUACGCUGAGACUCAGGGCGACAGCUUGAACCUGACCAUUCCGGCAGCUGGCCUGAGCACCAUCAGCAACGUCUGUGGCUCGGUGAAGUGCGUCGUCGUGGUGAUCUCGGGCCGGCCAGUGGUGAUGGAGCCGCACCUCGCCAAGAUCGACGCUCUGGUAGCUGCGUGGCUUCCAGGGACAGAGGGACAAGGCAUUACCGAUGUUCUGUUUGGUGAUUUUGGGUUCACUGGGAAGCUGGCUAGAACCUGGUUCAGGUCGGUUGAUCAGCUUCCAAUGAACGUGGGUGAUGCACAUUAUGACCCUCUGUUUCCAUUUGGGUUUGGUCUCACCACUGAGCCGAUUAAGAGUUAGAAAGGUUGAUCUUUUUUUGGGCCUAGUAGUUGAAACUUGAAGCAAUAUCUAAAGAGUCUAAGUCGUGAAAUGGAGAAAUGCAAUUGCGAGGGAAUACACGGAUUAUAGGAAGAUGAGGUUAAUUGAGUGAACGUGUUGUUGACUGUUAAGUGAGAAAAGGGAUGGAUAUAUAACUGAAGUCCCUCUUUUCCAACAAUUUGUAAGGAAUGAAGCUCUUUUUUUUUAUGCAUUGAAAUAAUUGUUUGGGGGACUAACUAUGAGUUCACCGGGA